GAGAAGACAGACCGAUUUCAUGGCAGUUGCUGCAAACCGAAACCUACUGAGCAACCAAAGAGCACACCGAGUACCCCUUAAUUUACCAUUAAAACGGCUGCCUCCUGUCAACUGUUUGUAAGUUAUACGAGACAUUUUACUGUCGCAUGAUAAGCUUAUGUUAGCUAACACGUCUUCUAGCAGAGGAUAAGCCAGCGUUAAUGUGUUUACGACUGAAACGUUACACACCUAACGUGAAACACCGCACAAGUUCCCUACUCACUGUUGUCAAUGUCGUCUGAACUUGAGAAACCAGUCAACACUGAUGGAAUCAAGCCUGCAGAACACAGCUGGAAACUGAAUUAUGUGACUGGGAAUCUGUUCUCCUGCCCUGAGGACGACGCUCUUGCUCACUGCAUCAGUGAGGACUGCCGCAUGGGGGCAGGCAUAGCAGUGAUGUUCAAGAAGAAGUUUAAAGGGGUAGGAGAGUUAAAGGAACAGAAAAAGCUGACGGGACAGUGUGCUGUACUACAAAGAGACAGACGUUUUGUCUACUAUCUGAUCACAAAGAAAAAGGCCAGCCAAAAGCCAACCUAUGAUAGCCUGAGACAGAGCCUGGACGACAUGAAGUCACACUGUGCACUGAACGGAGUAACACGAAUAUCAAUGCCUCGUAUUGGUUGUGGCCUGGAUCGACUGCAGUGGGAAAGAGUAUCGGAGAUACUGGAACAGGUCUUCAAACACACAAACGUGUCCAUCACAGUCUACAGCCUUCCUGAGAAAGCAGAGACCACAGUGAUGAAGGAAAAGAUGUGUAGAUGAUUGAUGGAAAUGUUUGUUUAUUGUAAUAUGUAGUUUAUGCACUUUUCUGUAUCAUUCCCGCAGAAUAUAUGGCCGUGAUGAUAAUCUCUUUUCAGUGGGGAAAAAAAAAUUAUUUUAUAGAUGGCAUGGAAAUAAAUGUUCUUUUUUCACAUCAAAGUCAA
Molecule: messenger RNA, 962 nt
Organism: Micropterus salmoides (largemouth bass)
Lineage: Eukaryota; Metazoa; Chordata; Actinopteri; Centrarchiformes; Centrarchidae
Gene: oard1
Product: O-acyl-ADP-ribose deacylase 1
Exons: 5
Coding region: 271-801 (176 amino acids)
Biological process (GO): peptidyl-glutamate ADP-deribosylation
Source: RefSeq, a predicted model, not a curated record